This is a messenger RNA of Eruca vesicaria subsp. sativa (arugula), 569 nucleotides long. NCBI's taxonomy places the organism in Eukaryota, Viridiplantae, Streptophyta, Magnoliopsida, Brassicales, Brassicaceae. The record is from the annotation of a GenBank genome assembly.
UCGCUGCAAUGACAAAGGGAACGGGGAGUUUCGGAAAGAGAAGGAACAAGAGUCACACUCUCUGUGUGAGAUGUGGCCGUCGCAGUUUCCACAUCCAGAAGAGUCGUUGCUCCGCCUGUGCUUACCCCGCUGCUCGCAAGAGAACCUAUAACUGGAGUGUGAAGGCAAUCCGUAGAAAGACUACGGGAACUGGAAGGAUGAGGUAUCUUCGCAAUGUGCCUCGCAGGUUCAAGACCGGUUUCAGAGAAGGUACCGAAGCCAAGCCAAGGAACAAGGGCGCAGCAGCUUCAUCAUCUUAAGCACUAGAUUUGAGCUUCUGAGAUUUUUGCAAGUUUACUCCUUUUUUUGUACUCAACAUAAGAUUACUAUUUUAUCUUUUUGGUGUGUUAUCUACUAUUUUAUAAAGUUUCGGACUUGGAUGAGAUUUCUUAUGUCUCUGCAAUUUGAAAAUCUUUUGAUUUCAUUAUGUACGGUCUUAGUCUAUGCAUGUAGGUUCUUUGCUAAUUCUGUUUAGCACUGCAUGCAUCUAGGUUGGCUGUAUUUUUUCGUGAAGAUAGCAUCGUAAUUAC